CCGCAGCCGUUGAACACAAAUGUCAAUGAAAUCGAUGACAAGACGCCUGAGAAGCCGGAACCGCGACAGGCGGUGAUGCCCUACACGUGGAUCCAACCGCCACAAGCCGUGGCACCGGCACCGGUCGCCCCCUCCUGGACGGCAGCUCUGGCCGCUCCCUCUUGGUUCUCGACCAGCGGUCAGUCGCUGUUGUCUCUCCUGAAGCCCAAUGUUGUCGGCGGUCGGCGUUCGUCGCUCUCGAGUCGACUGCGAAAUCUGAUGAACGCUUUGUUUUACCGGCGUGAGACUACAUCACCUUAUAUGACAUCCGGUUCGAGCUAUUCCUAUGCCUUCCGUCCGCCACCCUUUGGCUUUGGCAACAGUGGCUUCUCGACGAGCGGACUCGGAUCGGCUAUUGGUAACCAGAAUCUGUACGGCUCGGCCUCGUCUUACAGACCAGUGGUUUUACCCAAUUAUGGCUCGUCGGCCGCCGACGCCUGGAGUAACUAUAAGCAGAGCUACGGCUCGAGCGCAGCCCAGACACCCUUCUCGGGCACUUCCAGCUGGAACUCAGGCAACAGCGGUAGUGGCUCUCCCUCACAGUCGGGAGCCAUUUGGCAGAGCGGCUCACAGUUGGGCUCAGGACUCGGCUCAGGACUGGGCUCAGGAAUCAGCUCUGGACUCGGCUCAGGACUCAGGGCUCAGGACUCGAGCUCCGGAUCUCAAUACUCGGGAUUGAGCUCUUCGUCAUACCCUCCGUAUUCAAGCGGUUCCGGUUCAUCAAACACUGCAUACCAGGCCUCGGCCUCCAACGCCUACCCCAACACAUCAUACCAGCGCUCAUCGGUUAGCUCUUACAGCAAACCCCAGACCAGUGUAAACACAUCGGUCUCAUCGUCGGUGUCAUCGUCUUCAUCCUCUUCCUCAUCGAGCGCUGCAAAGCCAACGGGAUUUCAGUCUUAAAUAAACAUUAACUCUCUUCACAACAAAACACACAUUUCCUAACAUUUGUUUCGCUCCUCUUUUCUUAAUGUAUUUCUUAAUUAUUUAAACAAAUUCUUUACAAAUCUAUAAUUAUAUUUUUUGAAAUCAUCUUUUCUUGUAAUUAAAAUUAUUUAUUUUAAUUUUUAUGAAUUAAUUAUGUUUUUAUUUUGUAAUGUUGUCGUCGUUUUAAAUCUCAAUCAAAUAUCACAUUAUGUUUUUCG
Molecule: messenger RNA, 1184 nt
Organism: Medioppia subpectinata
Lineage: Eukaryota; Metazoa; Arthropoda; Arachnida; Sarcoptiformes; Oppiidae
Source: the annotation of a GenBank genome assembly